This is a messenger RNA of Caenorhabditis sp. 36 PRJEB53466, 4263 nucleotides long. The record is from the annotation of a GenBank genome assembly. Lineage: Eukaryota; Metazoa; Nematoda; Chromadorea; Rhabditida; Rhabditidae.
AUGAAAGGUACGGCGUUUGCGAAACGUCUCCUGGUUGCACACAAAUGUUCCCCGUUUUUGCAGUCUGUCAGCUGAAAUCCGCAAUGACCGUCGUCCAAGUGCUCUUCGCUCUUUUGUCGCUUCCGCCCACACUCCUCGCCGAUCUCACUUCUGUCUACGUGCCGGUGGCGGUCGGAGAGCCGCAAGACGGCCGAAACUUUGACAAACCGUUCGGCGUGUUCGGCGCCUACUCCCAUCCGAACAUUGAUUUUUCCAAGUGCGGCAAGCACACGCACGAGCUGAACGAGCAGUUCGCCGGCAACAGCGCCGAAAUUCACGUCUACUGCGAACCGACGCCGACGCGACUCGUCGUGCGCGUUAACGGAAACGCCGACUUUGGAUCGUUCCAGCGGGACCUCAAGAAAGAGUGCGAACUGUUCACGUGCUCCGCCGAGAGCUACGUCGACGAGAAAACGGUACUCGGAACGUAUACGGGCACAAAUGGCGGAGACGUGCUCGCCGGAGCGAAGCCCAACGAGAAUGUGAAUGUGUGCAAGGACAAGUUGGCCGGCUACUCGAAUGUGAGUCUUGGGCAGUCCUGGAAAACAUGUAGAACAUUUUUGUGCAUGGAAAUGAAUGGAAAACAUGAAAAUAUCAGAUGUGCCGAAGCCCCGUUUAAAAUGAAUAUGUAUUGUAGGACUACUGUAGUUCUAGGAAAUUGGAGCUCAAAUUUAGAUGCACCAGCUGGUCUGAACUUCCAAGAGCUACAGUACCAGAGUUGAGCGGAAGAACUCAACGGAAGAACACGGAAAAAUUUUUAUCUUUUUUAGAAAAUGUUUUCAUGAAAUGUGAUCAACUGACGAAAUGUACAGCAAAGUGAGCUCUGCUCACAGAAAAAUAAUUGUAAAUUUAGCUUCUCAUACAAAAAAAAUUAUUCGAGUUGUUGCGUGAAAAAAGUGCUAACGGAACAACUCGAAUAAUGAAUAACGAAUAAUUUUCCAAACUGUCCCAAAAAGUCUUUACAAAUUGUAAAUGCAUGAAAACAAUGGUUAGAUGUCUCAAAACGGUCUUAUAAGCAAGAAAAUCCUGAUUUUUCAGAAUUUGGAAAAAAGACUAUGCAAAAGUACCCCGAUUUUCACGUAUUUUGGGUUGAAACACCCCGGAGUCAACACUAUUUUUGCUUGAAAACUAGUCAUGCGGGUGUAAAAUUGUCUGUAGAAUCCGAAUUCAACGUUCUUUUUUUGAAAAAAAGUACAAAUAUUUUCCAGAAAAUCGAGUUUUUUCAAAAAAUUUUUUGAAAACGACCACAAAUCAAUUUUUUUCUUUAUGAAGGAGGGGUGCUAAAUUUUUGGUCUCAACAUGAAAUAUGCUCGAAAAGAUGCACGGAAUCGAAUGGCGUUGAGCCUGAGUUGAUAGGAUUUUUUUGAAAAAAGUUACACAGCUUAGAGGUACUUAGAGCCAGUGCUGCUCCGACCAGGGCUCGCGGAGCCGGACCAAAUAUUAUUCUUGGGUGUCAGUGUCAUGGGAGAUCUAACCGUUGUUUUCAUGCCUUUCCAAUUUAUAAAGACUUUUUGGGAUAGUUCGGAAAUUUUUUAAAAAAUUCGAAAAAAAAGCGGGGUCAAAAACCUUGACAAAAUUGAAAAAAUUCGUUUUAACCUAAACUGUCCCAAAGAGUCUUUAUAAAUUGGAAAUGCAUGAAAACAACGGUUAGAUGUGUCAAAACUUCAAAAAAAAAAAAGUUUUAGAGCCAACACUUGAUUGCAGGGCGCCACCGGAAACAUUCUGUUCGCCAACGAGGCCAACUGUUUCGAGACGUACCCGGACGAGAGGAAGAAGGUUGUGACUGGAAAGGAGAUUGCGCAGGUGCCGAGAUGGUUGAAGGCCGGACAGGAUCGACUCAAUAUCCGAUCGUUUUUCUACGACGGACAGGUACCGUGUUGCAGUUUAUAAAAUCGUUUUAUUGUACUCUCUUCAAAUACUUUCAGAAAAUGCCGUACGUCUCGCCGGUGCCCUACUACUUUGUUCCGCGCACGUCGAAAGACAAUCUGGUGUUCAAAACGUGCAAGACGGCGUGCGACAGCGGCGAGAUUGUCAAGUUCACGAUGAAUACGGGCGCCUACAAGAUGCUCGUCUACCUGAAAAACAGUUGUCACUCUUUUAAAGUGUGCAUCGACCCGACGGACCACUCGAUCGCCGAGCGCAUUCCCGUCUGCAAGCCGGGCAAGUCGAUCGACGUGCUCGUGACGAACGGCGUCGUCGUGUGGCCGAAUCAGGGCCGCGCGUCGCUCAUCGAACUCAAGUCGGCGUAUCACGAGGACGCGUACGCGGUGCCCAUCGAGUUUGGCUACGGAAUCAACGAGGCGGACGCGACGAACCCGGCGCCCGAGUACUACGUCGCAAACGACCAUCGCGAGUUUGUGACGAGCGACUCGAACGGAUUCAACGCCGACGAGGCGACGAAACUCGCCUUCUUCUUCCCUAAACCGGAUUGUCUCGCCGAGAAGGCUGGCAUCUUUUCCAAGGUUUGUCCCGACCAUCACGGUCUCGAGAGCUGACAAAAUGGGCGCGUGGCCUCGGCGGCCAAAUGGCGUUUUCAUGAAUUGAGCACGUUUUCUCUGAUUUUUGUAGUCAACGGCGAUGAAAAAUGAUUGCGCGGCAUGAAAACACACUAAUUCUCAGAAUUAAUGACGUUUUGGCGCAUUUUUCGCCGACUUUGCUUUUUCGCCUUCGCCGCACUUCUCAUUUUGCGCUUUCUUGACCGUUUUCCGACAGAAUUGGUUUUGAGAAUGAUAAAUCACGUAAAUACAAGCAUUUUGAGCGCUCGAACCGCGAAAACUACCAUAAAGCAACUGAAAUUCAUGCAGUUUUAGCCAAAAACCUUCAAACGGAUGAAUGUGAUUUGUGACUUGACCAAAUUUAACGCUCUUGCGCUUAAAAAAAUUCGUAUUAGCCUAUCGAAUCGGUCUAUCGAGAGACAAAUGAGAAAUUAUCGACUUUUCGUGGCUAAUCUGGCAAAAAACACAAAUUUUGCUGUUAAAAUUUGAAUUUCGCGCCAAUGUAUCGCUCUAUUGGGCGGGGCGCACUUGCGCGCCCAUUGUCAGCUCUCACGGCGACCAAAAGUGUAGAAUCUGAGACGCGUUUUCUGAAAAUUGCCGCAAUUUCAGCACUUUUCCGAUAUUUUUGUGUUUCAUAUCGACGAAAGAAGAGACAUUAAAGAGCGAAAAUAUCGAAAUUUUCGUGAAAACGCCGCGUUUGAGACGUUUUUGGCAUCAUUCGCAAUACGCUCUCCGCGGCCAAUCGCCGCCGCAAUUUCGAAAAAAAAGGACGUUAAUACAAAUAUUUUUGGCAUUCAAACGGCAAAAAGUGUCGGCGAAUGACUGAAAUUCGCGCAUUUUCAGCACAAAACUUGAAAAUCGCAUCAAUUAAUUCAUUUCUGAAUGAAACCUGCUCGUUUUAAGCUCAAAAAGUGCGCGGCGAUGAUUAGUUUAACAAAGUUAUUAUGCAAUUACAUCGUCGUCGAAAUCGUACAAAAUUUGGGUAAUUUUUGACGAAAAACAUGAAAAAUAGGGGGUUAAAUUUUGAAUUUCGCGCCAAAAUGGUGAUAAACCGUGCACGCUAGGCCCCCGCGCCCCUUUUUUUGGUCGCCGUGGCUCUGGAGACCGUGGACGACCACACUUUUGAAACACGGAUCAUCGAACAGUUGCAUUGCAGAACAUCAACAACGGCGAGUCGCUCGUGGAUUCGGCCGCGGCGGUCACCGACGGCAACGUGUACGACGGCGAGAAGUCGCAGGUGAUCACGAAGCCGCAGGAGGAGGUGGUGACGACGACGACGGUCGAGCCGAUCAAGGACAUUCCGCAGACGACGACGGCGGCGCCACGCCGAGUGGUGCCGAGCGGAGCGCGGCUGGCUGACGGCGAGCAGGCGGCCGAGACGAACGCAAUGUCGGCGGCGACGUACGUGACGGGCAAAUGGUGGGUCUGGGGCAUCUACAUUGGAUUCGUGAUUGGCACGCUCGUCACGCUCGGCCUCGGCGCCGGCAUCUUCUACCUGAUGCGCAGAACAGUGUUCGGCGUGUGGUACCGCGGAAUGUACAAGCGGUACGGAUGCGACGCGUCGGGCACGACGGGCGGACUCACCGGCGUCGGCUUUGGAAACACGAUGACGGGCGACGUGACGGUUCAAGGAACGACGGGCGGCGGCACGACCGCCGGCGCCACCACCGGCGGAACGAGUGUGAUGGAGAAGAGCCAGGCGACGGGCACAUCCACACUGGCCAUGUGA